Linderina pennispora is the source of this 1239-nucleotide messenger RNA. RefSeq lists its product as uncharacterized. Gene Ontology annotation, biological process: lipid metabolic process. NCBI's taxonomy places the organism in Eukaryota, Fungi, Kickxellomycota, Kickxellomycetes, Kickxellales, Kickxellaceae. Gene Ontology annotation, molecular function: oxidoreductase activity, acting on the CH-CH group of donors. The transcript has a single exon. The record is from RefSeq and is a predicted model, not a curated record. Bases 255 to 1052 code for a protein of 265 amino acids.
CUCGACUUCACAUAAAACAAAAACCCCGGGCUGCCGUCCAGACGUUUCUACGCCUGGGUGGAAAGUAACACUGACAGAAAAAGAGCCUUGACUGCUGGGCAGAUCGCAUUGGGGGAGCGGGCAGCUGCAACCUGGCAGCGAGGCAUACGCACACCAUAAAAUGCGGUGCAUCAGGCCAGCCCUCCUGGUACUGCUCUGCAGGAACUCCAUUAACUCGUUGCCAUUUUCAUAUCUCCAUAAAAUCAGAUUUCAUCAUGGACGAGCUCGACGUGUAUGGCAAGAUUCUGUUCUUUUUCCAGGUCUCAGCAAUCGUGAUAUUCGUCGGCACGCUGCUCGCGGGGUCGCCGUACGGCAGCCAGAUAAAGGAGCCGCCCAAAUACACAGUGCAUGGCAAAUGGGGGUGGUUUGUCAUGGAGAUUGUAUCGCCAGUCGUGCUUAUCGCCGCGUACCUGUCGCCGACCAUGCUUGGGGUAUUUGCGCCGCAGCCCGUCCAGACGUCCGCUGCCGGCAAUUUAUUUGUGCUGCUCUGGGUCAUGCACUACGUGAACCGGGCGAUCGUCUACCCGCUGCGCGCACCGUCGCGCAAGCCACUGCCGCUGGACACGGUUGUCCAGGCAGUCAUUUUCAAUUCAAUCAACGGGUAUCUUGCCGGACGCCACUUCUCGGUGGUGCAUCCGGAGCAGUACCUGGGCAACUAUCUAAUGGGCCAUCCGGUAAGGUGUCUUGCAGGCCUGGGCUUGUUCGCGGCCGGUAUGUACGGCAACAUCUACCAUGACGGGGUGCUGAUGGAGCUUAGGCGCAGCGGCAAAACUACCGGGUAUGCGGUGCCCACGGGCGGGCUGUUCAGGUGGGUGUCGUGUCCGCACUACCUGUCUGAGGCUGUCGAGUGGCUGGGCCUGGCAUUGGCGUCUGGGUCGCCGGCGGUCCUCACGUUUGCACUCAACACCAUGGCAAAUCUGUUUGCCCGCGCAGUGCAUGUGCACAGGUGGUACCAGGGCCGGUUCGAGGACUACCCGAGGAACCGCAAGGCGGUGAUUCCGUAUCUGCUUUGAUAUAGCUUUAUUCUUCUUAAGAGUGGUUGAAAGGGGUGGGAGGAGAAUUGGAGAGUAAGAAAAUGAAGAGUGAUACGUCUGGUCGUGAAGGGAGGUGGGAGAGGAUGCUGGGUGUGUGGGGGCUUAGCUGUCGAAUCCCUCGUCAGUGCGGGUCUCGGCAAACUCGGCCUUUUCGGGGUUCGCCUUC